Melozone crissalis (California towhee) is the source of this 11614-nucleotide messenger RNA. RefSeq names its product HIVEP zinc finger 1 (gene HIVEP1). The transcript has 11 exons. The record is from RefSeq and is a predicted model, not a curated record. Gene Ontology annotation, cellular component: nucleus. Lineage: Eukaryota; Metazoa; Chordata; Aves; Passeriformes; Passerellidae. Gene Ontology annotation, biological process: regulation of transcription by RNA polymerase II. Bases 510 to 8537 code for a protein of 2675 amino acids. Gene Ontology annotation, molecular function: RNA polymerase II cis-regulatory region sequence-specific DNA binding; DNA-binding transcription factor activity, RNA polymerase II-specific.
AUGCCAAAUUCCCCUCCUAAGGACGCAAAGCCCAGCUCGGGCCCCCUCGCCUUUUGGAGGGCGGCCCAGCGCUCUCUUGCCAGCGGUGCGGGAGAAGGGAGGGCAGCCCUGGGGCGGGCAGGGUGACCCGGCACGGAGAGCGCACACACACACAGACACACACGUGUGUGCUGUGCACACACACCCCCGCAGCUGAUGCAGGAAACCAACCGCGGCAGCACAGCCCCCACCGGCAAAACCCGCGUCCCGGGCCAAAAAAGGGGCGCCGCGGCGGAGAGCACGACGCGCCUCCUCCUCGUAUUUCCUCCCCCGCCCACUUCCAGCGGCGGAGGGGCUCGCUGCCGCCGCCGGCUGCCGCCCGGGAUGGAAAGUUGUAGCCGCGGCGGGAUGCGCGGCGCGGCGCAUACGGAUUAACUGAGCCCUUUGACAAGUUUAUGGAGCUGCCAUCUCUCUGCUUGCUGUACUUUCCGUUUCUGAGAGGAGAAAGUGGUGCAUGAGAUUAGAGGAAAAUGCCUCGGACAAAGCAGAUACAUCCCAGAAAUCUGAGAGACAAAAUUGAAGAAGCACAAAAACAACUUAAUGGAACAGAAGACCAACAGAGAGAAAUCACUGAUGCUGGUACUAGAGGAACCCAAGAUACAAUUAAGGGCGUGAAAAGAAAAAAGAUUGUUUCUGAAAACCAUCUUAAAAAAAUACCAAAAUCGCCUUUGAGAAGCCCUGCUGAACCCAAGGUUAAGCAAAAUGUAGACCCUUCACCGCUGAAAGCUCUUCCGGAUGCCUCUGAACAUGCCACAGCACAGGAUCACCUGCCCGUGCAAAAUGGAAAUCAAUGUACCAAACAGAAUGGGGGAGCACUUAGUGGUGAGAUAAGUGUUGAAACAACCAAAUCUGAGACAUCAAUGCAGACAAAGCUUUCACUGACGCAUCAGUCCUUAGAUUUGUGCAAACAGGCAGCGGGGGAUACUGAUGCAAACCAACUGAACUCAGCAGAGAGGAAGCCUCCCUCAAACUCCUCAUCAAGUAAUACAAAGACUGACAGUAAUGAAUGUAUUAACUUUGUUGAUUGCAGUACAUCGUCCCCAUGUACGCGUACUGCAUUCGAUGUCUUACUAAAAGCUAUGGAGCCUGAACUGAACACCUUAGCACAAGAGUGCCCCCCUUAUGGGAUGCAGAUAGAGAAACUGAGACCAAAUAAAACUGUAAGCACCUCUUCUAGUCUCACGUCCAAUACAAUAAGUGUCCAAAAUCAGUCGUCUUUGUCACAGCAGGAGUUUGCAGCUGGACCUCCCUAUUACCCAUGUACGUUGAACAAUGUGCAUGUAGCAACAACAGCCAAGACUGGACAAGCACAAGGCCAAUCAGUUUCUCAUUCACAAGACCUUAUUACUAAAACCAGUCAGCAAAAUCACCAGGUUGUUAUGUGUCCAAGUUUAACUAGGUCGCUGGUGCAACAGCAGAGUCAAGAAAACCACAAGCUCCAGCAGAUCUACAGCAUAGCAGUAACUUCAUCUGUUGUUCACACCUCAUCUUCCACUGUAACUCAGGUUUUUUCUCAAAACCCCUUAGUAGCUAGUACAUCUUCACCAUUGUCAAUUAACACAUCAAGUUCAACACACUUGUCUAUAGGUCCCGUGUAUAAUUCAGCCCAGAUAGCAUCAGUUGUAAACCAUGGUGUAGAACAAAUAUGUAACCUCUUGAAAGACCAGAAGCCUAAAAAGCUAGGGAAAUACGUCUGUGAGUAUUGCAAUCGGGCCUGUGCCAAGCCCAGUGUUCUCCAAAAGCACAUCCGAUCCCAUACUGGAGAGCGACCAUAUCCUUGUGUGACGUGUGGGUUUUCGUUUAAAACCAAAAGCAAUCUCUACAAGCACAAAAAAUCUCAUGCACACGCUAUCAAACUUGGACUUGUCCUGCAACCAGAUUCAGGUGGCCUCUUCUUAUCUCAUGACUCGGACAAAGCACUUAGCAUUCAUUCAGAUGUGGAAGAAAGCGGUGAAAGUGAAGAUGAAGGCACUGCAGAUGAAAGACAAGAUGAUCAAGAACUGGAACCUGCACAAUUAGUGAAAGUAAUUCCAAGUGCAGAAACACUGCAGAAAGGAAGCCCUAUUCCAUUAAGCAACCCAGACUGUGUGUCAGGUGACUCUUCAUUACAUGAUGCAGAGCCUCAAGUAAGGGCAGCUUUACCAAAAGUAGUGGUUCAUUCUGUAAAUGUUUCUCCAUUGAGGGCCGAUAGCCCAAAAGUGACAGAGCCAGCACCUGAGCUUGCUGCAGCACAGAGAAAAGGAGAUUCUAAAGUCACAACCCUUCAGUCAAAUUUAACACAUACAGCCUCAUUCAAGGAGAAUGACAUAAAGCAGCAUCAGAAAGUAGAAGCAGGCCUGUUAGAGGAACAGCCAGUAUCUACAGGAGGACCAGUGCAUGCUCAGCUCCAGAGACAGCAGGCUACUGAUGGUUCUCAGGAUCAGCAAGGAAAAUGUCUUUUGAGCCCUAGAAGUUUAGGUAGUACUGAUUCCGGUUAUUUCUCUCGUUCCGAAAGUGCCGAUCAAACAAUGAGCCCUCCAGCUCCUUUUGUAAGGGGAUUGUUGACCUCUGAGAAAGAUCCAAAUAAAAAUCUGCCCUGUGUGCCACGAGCAAGUGGUAUGGUAGCAUCAGUGGUACAAACUGUUUGUGCUGACAAAAAUCUGAUUCUCUCUGGCCAAAUGCGACCACCCUUGGCAACAAAAACUCUUGAGGAGCGUAUCUCAAAGUUAAUUUCUGAUAAUGAAGCUGUUGUGGAUGACAAACAGUUAGAUAGUGUGAAACCAAGAAGAACAUCUCUUUCAAGAAGAGGAAGCAUAGAUUCACCAAAAUCUUACAUAUUUAAGGACUCUUUCCAGUUUGAUUUAAAGCCCAUGGGAAGAAGAACUAGCUCAAGCUCUGAUAUACCAAAGUCUCCUUUCACACCCACUGAGAAAUCCAAGCAAGUUUUUCUUCUUUCUGUACCAUCCCUUGACUGUUUACCUAUAACACGAAGUAAUUCCAUGCCUACCACCAGUUACUCAGCAGUACCUCCUAAUGUCAUACCUCCCUCUCAUCCUCUUCGAGGAAGCCAGUCAUUUGAUGAUAAAAUUGGCUCUUUGUACGAUGAUGUUUUUGUGUCGGGACCUGCUGCUCCACUGAACCAAGGUGGACAUCCUCGGACCCUGGUCAGACAGGCAGCAAUAGAAGAUUCUUCUACUGGUGAAAGCCAAGGUCUUGGACCUGUGCGAUCUGUAGAAGAAAAUUAUCUGGGGUGUAAUUUAUCAAAUGAAUCCUUAUUGCAAAGGAGCAAAUCUCUGGCACAGGGAUCAAAUUCAGAAAAAACAAAGAAGUCCCCUCAGGUGCGAGGAACAAUGUUUGAAUGUGAAACCUGCAGGAACAGAUAUAGAAAACUGGAAAAUUUUGAAAACCACAAGAAAUUUUAUUGUUCAGAGUUGCAUGGACCUAAAACUAAAGCAGCAGUCCGAGAGCCUGAGCACAAAACUGCUCCAAACAGUACACAACCUCAAAUUCUACACUACAGAGUCACAACUUCAACUGGUGUCUGGGAGCAGACACCCCAGAUAAGGAAAAGAAGGAAAAUGAAAAGUGUUGGUGAUGAUGAUGACCCACAGCAAAAUGAUACGAGUGUACCAUUAAAGAACGCAGAAGGCCAGAGCAAGCCAGCAAAUUCUUCCAGUCUGUCAAAACACAGUGCCACAACUGUGGUAGGAUCACAACAACCAAGCAAACUUCUACUUCAGAAUUCCCAAAUUCAGCUUGUGGCUCGUGGCACAGAUCAGACUACUGAGCCAAAGAUGGCUUCCCUCAUUGAAAAGCAGGCAAGUUCAGCUGUGCAAGAAAAGGUGGAGUUGAAAAGACAAGGGACUGGCAUUUCAGUAAUACAGCACACAAAUUCACUGAGCAGAAAUAGCUCAUUUGAGAAAUCAGAGUCAUUUGAAAGAGUAUCUCCAGUUUCUUCUCAAGAGCCCAACAAGGGUGCAAAGCACCGCUCUUUGAAUACAGUUGUAAUCCAAGAAGACAGACACUCUCAUCUGAGCACUCCCCAGCGUCACCAACCCUUGUCAUCAGAACCACCUAGAGGGGAAGUUCAGGGAAGCCAAUUAGUUUCUAAUGAGAGAAGUGCACCACUUCAGCCAUCAAGACUCGUUCGCCAGCAUAACAUCCAGGUUCCUGAAAUACUGGUCACAGAAGAACCAGACAGAGAGCAAGAAAACCAAUGCAAUGACCCAGAAAAGACAGAAAGGUUUAACUGGCCACAACGCAGUGAAACGCUGUCAAAAUUGCCAACAGAAAAGCUUCCACCGAAAAAGAAGAGAAUUCGGCUGGCUGAAAUGGAACAUUCAUCUGCUGAAUCCAGUGUUGACUCCACACUUUCCAGAAGCCUAAGUCAGGAGAGUAGCUUGUCUCAUGCCUCCAGUUUCUCAACUUCACUUGAUAAAGAUGAAACUGUAAAGGCUGAGAACCCUUCCAAAGCAGAGCCCAUUAGUAAGUCGUCAGAAUUCCUCAUGAUUCCUGCUGGCUCACACUCACUGGCAGUGCCUGGACCUCAUUACCGGGAAAUGAGACGUGCUGCCUCAGAGCAGAUCAGCUGCACGCAGCCCUCAAUGGAGGUUGUGGACUACAGGAGUAAGUCUUUCGACUGUGGAAGCAUGUCUCCAUUAAAACCUGUCCCACUUGUAGAGGUAGCUGCUCCAAAAGUGUCAUCUGCAAACGGAGCUGCUGGACAUGUGCCUCUGCUAGAAAGGAGAAGGGGGCCAUUUGUAAGACAAAUAUCUUUAAAUAUUGCUCCCGAAAAUCAACAGCCUCAAGUGAAAUCGACUUCUUCAUUGCAGGCAGCUCAUGCCACAGAUGUGCCCACAGUGCCAUUGCACAGGCUGCAGACCUCUGGCAAACCCUCAGUGGAGUUUCCUUCAAGUACUCAGCACUCACAGACUAACUCCAGACCUCAUUCAGCUAUUCAAAACUGUAAUCCUGUUAGCCUGUCUUCGCCUCAGCAGCCUCGAGAUCACAUGUUGAAUAAUCAAGGCCAGCCAUCCUUGACUCAUCAGCCUUCUCAGCCGUCUACUAAAACAUCAGCCCAAGGGGAGCAAGCAAGCGCGAACUCACUUUCUUGUCAUCCUGAUGAAAAAAAGGACUGUUUUGCUCCAAAGUAUCAACUUCAAGUUAAAACAUUACAUAUAGGUCAGCCAUACUCUUCUAAAUUACUAAAAAAUACUUUAUCAACUCAGACUGGUUCGAAUCAAGUUGGGGUGGACCAGAAUGCAUCUUCCUUUGAAGUGCAGACAAAACUCUCUGACGUGUCUAAUCCGUACUCUGUGCCUCCUCUAAAGCAAAUUGUUCCCAAUAACUGCAGCAGUCAGAUACAUCAGAUUCCUCCUUUUGUGGUUCCCGUCCGUAUUCAGAGCAGCAUGCCAUCCUAUGGCUUCGCAACUGUUACACCCCUGCCUCACAUUUUAGUGACCCAGGAUCAGGGAAAUCAGUCCCUCUGCAAAACAAAUGUUGUGAUGGUGCCAACGCUUGAAGGCAAAACUCAGCUGCCAAAAUCUCACAAAGAUCAUCAGAGGACUUUGCCAAAUUCAUUUGAAUUUGAAAAUUCACCACUGGAAAGUGGAACCAGAAAUUCACCUUUGUCAAGCUCUUCAAAUAUCAUUCAGAAAGUGCCAGUUAGCGGACUCUUCCCUCAGCCAGAAGUUACAGCUUCAAGUAAACGAAUGCUUUCCCCAGCAAACAGUUUAGAUAUUGCCAUGGAAAAACAGCAAAAACGUGUUAAAGAUGAGAGUGGAGCUGCUUGUAUGACAGAUGCUAGAUCAUUACAUUCACUGAGCAUUAGAUCUAAUGACCCUACUAGUAAGCAAAAGAAACCAGUUUUGGUAAGACAGGUUUGCACCACAGAGCCUCUUGAAAAUCACCUCUUGGAUCCUGAUGUUGUAACACAGCAUGAAAAAAGCAGCAAGGCCAGUACUUCAGACCUGCCUGACCAUCAAUCAUCUGACACUGGGGUUUCAGAAACCCUGAAAAAGUCACCAGAAUCUGAAGACCUUAAGUCUUCCACAUCGCCAGUAUUUGUAGUUAGGAAACCUUCUGAACUGUCUCCAGUGAAUAGUUCUCUUCUCAAGGCUGUAAGUAGCAGCCAAGAAAGAAGGUCCCCAACUAACAGUGAUGAGAGCACCCACAUCAGCAGCCCGGGCCAAGCAAAGCCUGUAGCGACACUGGCCGUGAUGAAUGCAGGAGAAUUGCAGAGGUUGUCGUUUCCAAGCCUCAAGACCACAACAAAUUUUACCUGGUGUUACCUCAUGAAGAGAAAACCAUUGCACCUGCUGCAAAAUGAUCAAAAAAUCUCUGCCUAUUCUACAUGGACCAUUAGUCCCAACAACCCCAAUCCACUCGGUUUGUCGACAAAGGUAGCUCUCUCCCUCCUCAAUUCCAAACAGAAAGUUGAAAAGCCACUGUACACUCUAGCAAGAACUACUCACCCCAGAUCUGAUGUAUUGGUCUAUUCAAGCAAGUGGAAGAACAGCUUGACCAAGAGAGGAUUAAACAGGAAAAAAUUGACUCCAACUGAAUUCAGCAAUAAGGAAAACUCUGAAUCGAGCACUGAACAUGAUAAAGAAAAUUCAUUUAUCAAAACUGUACCAAGAAGAGUUAAAAUAUUUGAUGGAGGGUACAAGUCAAAUGAAGACUAUGUGUAUGUGAGAGGGAGAGGGAGAGGGAAGUAUAUCUGUGAGGAGUGUGGAAUACGCUGCAAGAAGCCCAGCAUGCUGAAGAAGCACAUUCGCACGCACACCGAUGUCCGUCCUUACCACUGCAAUUACUGCAACUUUUCCUUCAAAACUAAAGGCAAUUUAACAAAGCAUAUGAAGUCAAAGGCACAUAGCAAGAAAUGCAUGGAUUUGGGAGUCUCAGUAGGCUUAAUAGAUGACCAGGAUGGAGAAGAAGAAUUUGGUGAGAAGCAAAGAUUUGGCUAUGACCGGUCAGGAUAUGACGUGGAGGAGUCUGAUGGUGGCGAUGAAGAUGAGAAUGACAACGAGGACGAUGAUGAAGACAGCCAGGCUGAGUCAGUGCUAUCCACAACGCCCUCGGUGACGGCCAGCCCCCAGCACCAGCCAUCCCGCCACGGCCUGCAGGAUGCCGCCAGCACCGACGACGACAUCAGGCUUCCAGACUGCUUCACCGGGGCUCACACAGACUCCAUGGAUGGCCUCCCAAAAGCACUGCUGACCAAGAUGACUGUCCUUAGCACAGUGCAGUCAGUCAGCAGGACCUCCAGGUCGCCAGCAGAGUCCACCCAUCAGGAGGCACAUGAGGACAAAGCCCAGGAGAGAGGAGUGGGUCCCUGCGGUGCUGAUGCGGCACUGACGGACAUUGCUCCUGCGUCUCCAGGUCGCCAGAUGUCCGUGGAGUACCCUGAUCCACAUACAGCCUUGGGCCACUCCUUAAUAUCAACUGCAGCUCAUACAAAGAGCACGCCCUCUGUCAGCUCCCCGUCCUUGCUGGCAGACCACAGCAUGCCGACACCGACAGCGCCAUCACCCUACAGCGAAAUCCCGGAGGAGAAGCCGGCUGCCGAGCCGAGAGCUCCCCAGACUCACCUCUUCAGCCACCUGCCCCUGCACUCGCAGCGGCAAGCCAAGGCUCCCUACGGCAUGGUGCCCGUCGGGGGCAUCCAGGUGGUCCCUGCCGGCCUGGCCACCUACUCCACCUUCGUUCCCAUCCAGGCGGGGCCGGUGCAGCUCACUAUCCCAGCCGUGAGCGUGAUUCACAGAACUACCAGCGCCCUUGGCGAGACAGGCGGCACGGCCCCCGGCACCACCGCGAAUCCCGUGGGAGUCGCUGAGGUGAACAGCGUGGUGCCGUGCAUUCCCAUCGGCCAGGUGAGCGUGCCAGGCAUUCAGGGGCUCGGCACGCCCAACCUGCAGCCUCUGCCGCCGCUGGGCAUGGAGACAGUGAACAUCCUGGGCCUGGCAAACACCAAUAUCGCCCCGCAGAUGCGCCCUCCAGGAAUCACCCUCAACGCCGUGGGCCUCCAGGUGCUGACGGCCGGCGCGGCCCCACAGGGCACCAACCCCAGCCCGCAGGGACCCCUUCCCGGCCUGCAGAUCCUGAACAUCGCCCUGCCCACCCUCAUCCCCUCCGUCAGCCCCGCCAGCGCCGAGGGGCACGGAGCCUCCGAGGCACCCACCGCGGGCUCCAAAGCCGGCGAGGUCCAGCUGGAGCCCGCUCCUGUCGGCUUCCCCACGGCCGAGGCUGGCCGCGAUGCUUCUCCUCAGGCGGUGGCUGGUGGCCAGCGGUACGGCGGGAAGAGCCAUCCCGAGCCCAACUCGCUGACCAACCCCGCUGGUCCCGGGAAAACUGAUCUUGAAAAGACUGACCUCGCCCACCCCAGCAAGCCAAAGCAUGACCUCCCUGCCCUCCAGGUGAAGAGGGCUGCCCUGGCAGAGCCCCGCUCCAAGGCGAAUCCCACCACGUUAAGCAAGUCCCCAGUCCACCGAACUGUCACCCCGGACAGACAGGUGUUUUGAAGACGCCAAGGGCAAGAGAUGGAAGCAUAUCUUGAAGAGUAAGAAUGACAUGACAACAGAUAUGUCAUAAAGAGGAAUAUUCAGAUGUGUCACUUGUGUUUCAGAGCAAGAGCUCACACAUCUAAUGCUGAUUAAUGCUGCUGGACUGAGCAACUGGCUCCCCUGUGGAUAUCCUGUUUUCCUGUGAAUCAUCACUCCUUCUUGAGACAUCCUCCAACUCAGAUCAAAGGUCCCGAAUGUAUUAGAUAUGAAGACAUCAGACAGCUCUAACAGAUUAGAAAAGACACACACAAAGAAAUGUGUCCCAGCUUCUCCCUCCUGUCCUGCUGAAAAUUGGCACAGUGAACACAAUCCUAUGCUCUUGUCAUAAAAAGUAGAAAGACAAAAAAGAAGAAAAAUGGAGAGAGACUUUGGGAAUGUAACUUACCCAAAGAUUUCUGCAAUUUGCCCUUUCUAGGUAUUUGCACUUUUGUAUUUACUUCAUUCUCUCUUACGGUUGGGAACUUCUCAGGCCAGAUUCUCAUCUGAUGGAAAAUGACACCCAUGAGCUUCAGCAAGACCUGCACCAACUGUGUCAGCAGAGGACUUGGGACUAUCCAUUUAAGCACUGAGCCUUGCCUACAAACACAAAUAUUAAAGGAACAUGAACACCUGUGGUCUGGUUUUUUUCAAGUUUAUGUAGUCUGCUGCAUCCUCCCUGGUUUUAUUCAAUUUUCCAUAUAGCUACAUGAACAACUGAAAGGGUCCUGUGCCAGUGAGAUGCCAAAACCUGAGGUCAUGAGGUCAAACUAGAUUAUCUUAAUAGUCUCUUCUCCCCUUGCAAUCUUUGCACACAGGUUUUAUCUGAUAAAGGAGUUAAAGUCUUUAUUUCAGCAACGUUUGAUCUUGAAGAUUACACAAAUAAUUCGUCUUUUAAGCUUCUGAGCUUUUUUAAAAUAGAAUUUUAAACUCUCCUUUUAAUGGAUGCCUUUUAAUCCUUAUGUUUAAGUGUAAGAGCCAUGCUUGAUCUAAGAGGACAGACAAUGUGUUUGGAUAGUCAGAAGGCCAUUUUUAUGGGAAUAUUUGAAGAAUGCAUUGUGUUUUUUCAAGAAGCUCUUCCUCCAAUCAGUGGAAAGAGCUGACUGAGGGACCAGAGGACAGUCUUUUGUUGUCAUGAAGCUCCUAUCAAAGAAGAUAGGACGUGCUGCUCUUACAUCUUAGAGUGGACUGUGCCAGGCUUUCUUUUUUUGUCCUAGACUUCUAACUCUUCUUGUACCCUUCUGCACUUGGAAGGGAAAAGAAAAUCUUUUAACCUUAUGCACUGUGAUUACUCACUUGAAGGCAGUGGAGGAAAAUACCCAGCAGGAGCACACUCUGCAAACACUCAGCAAAAUCAUUGGAUCUGCAUAUUUUUAAUCAAUGAGGUCUUGGCAAAAUAAAGGGUGGUCAUUUUUAUCCAGACUGUAGUUUGUCCAAGUCCCUGGGUGGGGUUCAGCUGUUUAUGUUUUCUUUGAGGAAAAAUGUCCUCAAGGCCCGGUGCUGAGUCAUUCUUUGCCCCCAAAAAAACCCCAAAGUGGGAGUGCUGGCAUAUGGCAGGGCUGUGAGAGGCAUGUGAGCUGAGCCCAGAGUUUGCCCCUGAUGCAGCUCAGACAGCCAUCAGGGCCACUGCAACCACCCAAAGGAGCUGGGACUGGGUUUGAAGGAAUUUGAAAUAAUAAAUGACAUGAAAAAUAUUAACCUUCUGCAUAGAAACAGAAACCUCACUGCCCAUUCCUGAGGACAAAUGGAUAAUCUUUUUUAUUUUCAGUAUCAGUGGAAUUACUGUUGUUUUCAUGACCUUCUCCUUUUAAUUGGACCCAUGUAUACAAUACACAUGUAUUUAGAAAUGCACUGGAAAAAGUGAUGGAUAACAUUGUUUUCCAACAUUUGAAAGAGGAGGGGGGCAAUUGUUGGUAUGUCCAGUCUGGGAAGCAGUAGGAAUACCACAGCACAUGCUUGAGACUUUGCUAGGCAUGUAGCACAUUAAACCAGAUGCUUCACCUCCCCCACAUUCCUCCCUGCCAGUUCAGCUGGGGCAGGGAUGAGGGAGCUGGGGACUGCUGCCUUUUUACCCAGUGCUGCCUUGUUCCUCAAAAGGGCUCAGCCUCUUACCUCCUCCUGCUGGGACCAUCUACUGAGCACACCUCAUGUUCUCUACAUGCACAGUAACACAGUUUUGUCAGGCCCAGCAAAUCAUGCCAUGCCUUGGGUUGGAAUGGGUUGUACUGCACUAAAUAGUUUAUUUAGUUGUUGUUCUGGACUUUGGAGGCCAUCUCGUUCCAACCACUCUGCCAUGUGCAGGGCUGCCCCCCUUGUGGAAUACUGACCAGACAAUAAAGCUGUUGGAGUAAUGAUGAUGCCAAGCCAUCACUUCCCAGGGGGGAAGUGGAGCUGGAGGUUGUGUGUGUCUCACCAGCAAUUCUCUUGUGACUUUCUGGCCCAGCACAAAAAAAGAGAGCUCUCUAAGAAGGGGUUGGAAUUUGAUGCUUGGGAAGGUGAUGGGAAAUACUUUUCAAAUAUUUGUUUGGGCCAGGAAAUUAGGACAAAGAAGCCAAAGCCUGGCCUCAGCAUUGUCACAAGCAGUUCCUACUGCCUUUGGGAAGGCCAGGAUUUCACUCGUGAAUUUUUAAUGCUGGCAGAGAGACAGAGUCUUACAACAGAGCGUGGGCAUUUCUGGCUCUGUGAGGAUUACUGUUAAUGACACUGGAAAGUGAUUUUUUUUUUCUAUUUUUUUUUAACCUGGCAUUGCUCCUUCAAGCAAAUUAAAGUCUGAUAGGUUCACAUUUCUAUGUGUCAUUAACCCAGACACCUACUGCAGGGCCUAAAGCUUGUGGCUGCUGGAGAGAUUAAAUCCUACUAAUGCGUUUUUCCUAACACACUGAGGGAAUCUGGAGUCUCUCCUUUUGAAGCUGACUUGCUAUUUUGACUAAUUGCUUCUGGUAACAGUUAAUAGCAUUUUGCAAAGGCGCUUCAUCAGCUGACAGCAGAUUGAUGUAAGGAAGGGACACAGUUCACAUUUCCAAAGGGAGCAUUGGGAAACCCAUUACCAGCUUCAUUAA